Molecule: messenger RNA, 1633 nt
Organism: Dendroctonus ponderosae (mountain pine beetle)
Lineage: Eukaryota; Metazoa; Arthropoda; Insecta; Coleoptera; Curculionidae
Exons: 4
Coding region: 1-891 (296 amino acids)
Cellular component (GO): extracellular region
Molecular function (GO): chitin binding
Source: RefSeq, a predicted model, not a curated record
AUGUCUAGAGUUCUCCGGCCCAAGUCUCUGUGUGUCAUAUCUUGGAACGCCAACGGAGUGAAGAACAAGAAAAUAGAGCUCCAAGAUUUCCUGGACAAAUACAGCGUCGAUGUGUGCCUAAUCCAGGAAAACAUGCUAAAAUAUCAGACACACAGAGCAGAUUGGCCGACUAGAGUCGGAGGCACACUAGUCGCAGUGAAAAGGUGCAUUCAGCACCAUGAGAUCGUCAAACCUUCGGCAAACCUGGAGGAAUCCAUAGUGGCUGUCCAAAUGGAAAAGUCCGAGAUCAGAGUCGGGUCCGUAUACUUUUUAGCGUUUUUGUUUGCCACAUGUCCAUUAAAAUCAAUUUUUGUUUCAGAUGGUUUAGAGCAAAAGUCCAGAGUUAAACGCCCACGGGCGCCUCCUCCUCCUGAUCCGGAAAAUGAUGUUGAUGGCGAUUUUGAUGAAAGAAACAAUGAUCUGAGCACAAAUUUCGUACCUGCCGGAUUCCUAAGCCCUUCAGUGCUGGAAUAUUUAGAAUUGGGCAAAUCCAUUCCAGGUCGACCAGGCACAGAUUAUCCAGUCUUAGGAAUGGUACCUUAUACCAACUUUUACUGUGAUGAGCAACAAUAUCCUGGCUUCUAUGCGGACCCGGAAACUCGGUGCCAAAGUUGGCACUAUUGCGAUAUUGAUGGUAGGCAGACGAGCUUUUUGUGCCCGAAUGGUACCCAGUUUAGUCAGCUGGUGUUCGUGUGCGAUUGGUGGUUUAAUGUGAGAUGCGAAUUAAGUGAAAAGUUGUAUGUGAUCAACAGCAGACUCUAUGGAAGACCAAAAUUGGAUCCAGCCAAGCCUCAUAGAAGCAUUACAAAACAGUUGCUAGAAGAUAUUUUUAAUGACGAAGAAAGACGCUAAAUAUCAAAUGUAGAUAGAGAUUUUGAGAGAUGCGAAUUGUUUGUAUUACUUUUCAAAUUUGUUUCGUUGAUAAUUCCUGUAAAUAUUCUUAUUGCAACCGAUUCCGAUCCGAGUUCGAAUAGUUAGGAACGUUUUUUGUGUUUUUCAGUUUACGUAGAUUAAGUUCUUCUCGAAUUAAUGCAUUAAGAAUAAGCGUUAAUUCAUUCAAAGAGAUUAUAUAUUAUAUUUAGUUUUAAUUAUGUUUAUAAGUGGCGAAAUAAUCUAGUUUUUAUAAACACUAGACUUACUUGGACACUAGAUAUACCUACUCACUUACUUAUUUUGUUAAGUAAAUUGUCCAGUUGCUUCACUUAAUUUUAUAAGUUACGCGUAUUUUUUUUAUAAUUAUUAUACAAAUGUUUUCAACUUUGAUUUAUCAAUUUUUCGAUUUUGUUCUUUUAGAUUAGUUUCCAUUUAGUGCGAUACAUAUAAUUUCAAUGAAAUAUUGUUUAUAUCUACCAUUUGGAAGUGAGCUUCUGCAUGCCAUCUUAUUAUAAGAAUAGUUAGCUGUUAGUGAACAUCACAAUACGCAAAUGGAAGAUUUUUCCUGCAUUUAAGAAACGUAAUUAAUAAGGCCACAAAUCCGGCGUGGGUUGUAAAAGUAACUAUUUUCAACAUUAUUACAAACAGGGGUAGUUUGUAGUUUGUGGAUUGUAGAAGUUGCUUUUUAGUGUUGAUAUAUCAAAGAUUUGUUAUAAGUGUG